Molecule: messenger RNA, 2308 nt
Organism: Pistacia vera
Lineage: Eukaryota; Viridiplantae; Streptophyta; Magnoliopsida; Sapindales; Anacardiaceae
Product: probable methyltransferase PMT23
Exons: 8
Coding region: 1-2019 (672 amino acids)
Cellular component (GO): endosome; cytoplasm; trans-Golgi network
Molecular function (GO): methyltransferase activity
Source: RefSeq, a predicted model, not a curated record
AUGGACACUUCCUCUGUACAAUAUCUCUUCAAAGAGCGUAAAUUCCCCUUCAUUUUCGUUCUCUCACUUCUGCUUAUAACAGUCACCGUUUUUGUCUUCACUGCCACCACCGGCCCCUCCUCCUCCAUCAUCUCUUACUACUUUCAACAACCACCUCUCGUUAGAAACGCCACCGUUUCAAAAACCAUCACUCAAACACAACCACCACCGCCACCACUUCAGUCAGAAGACGCAGCCGUUUCGAAAACCAUCACUCAGACACAAACACCACCACCUCCGUCGGAGAACGCUGCCGUUUCGAAGACCGUCACUGAAACAGAAACACCACCACCACCACUUCCGUCCGAUAACGCCUCCGUUUCAACAGUCGUCACUAACGCCUCCACUCCCUUUACUGACAAGACCGCAAAUGACGAUUAUAAUUCCGGCGAUGUUACCCUCGGUCAAUCGGAUUUGGAUUUAAUAAAAUGGAACACUUGUGCGCCGGAGGCGGUGGAUUAUAUACCGUGUUUGGAUAAUUAUGAAGCGAUUAAACAGUUGCAGUCAAGGAAACGAAUGGAGAAACAUGAGCGACAUUGCCCGAGCCCGAGUCCGAGGUGUUUGGUGCCGUUACCGUACGGUUAUAGGCUGCCGGUUCCGUGGCCAAAGAGUAGGGACAUGAUUUGGUACAACAAUGUUCCACACCCUAAGCUCGUUGAUUACAAGAAAGACCAAAAUUGGGUGCGCAAGUCUGGUGAUUAUUUUGUUUUUCCUGGCGGUGGUACUCAAUUCAAGCAAGGAGUUACUAGCUACAUUGACUUUAUACAACAGACUUUAUCAACUAUUGAAUGGGGGAAGCAUGUACGAGUCGUUUUAGAUGUUGGUUGUGGUGUUGCUAGCUUUGGUGGCUAUUUGCUGGACAAAGAUGUCAUUACCAUGUCAUUUGCCCCAAAGGAUGAGCAUGAUGCACAGAUACAAUUUGCUCUAGAGCGUGGCAUUCCUGCCACACUUUCUGUCAUUGGAACACAAAAGCUACCAUUUCCAGAUGAUGCAUAUGAUUUGAUUCAUUGUGCACGAUGCAGAGUUCAUUGGUAUGGAGAUGGUGGAUUACCACUAAUAGAGAUGAACAGAAUUCUUAGGCCUGGAGGUUUUUUUGUUUGGUCUGCUACACCAGUUUAUCGUCACGACGAAAAACAUCGUAAUGUUUGGAAUGCUGUGGUAGCUCUGACAGAAUCUAUGUGCUGGAAGGCUGUGGCUAGGGGUGUUGACUCAAAUAGAAUUGGACUUGUAGUAUUUCAGAAGCCUGUCUCAUAUUCCUGCUAUGAGAAACGGAAAGAAAAUAACCCACCUUUAUGUGAUAAAAAAGAUGGAUUGAAUAGUUCAUGGUAUGUGCCCAUUAGUAAUUGCCUUCCCAGACUUCCAGUUGAUGGCAAGGGAAACUUGUUCAGCUGGCCUGAACCCUGGCCCCAAAGGCUUAGAAGCAAAUCUCCAAGACUUUCAACUAAACUAAAUGCUGAGGAAAUAUAUAACAAGGAUAGUACACAUUGGUCAGCACUUGUGUCAGAAGUUUAUCUGCAGGGCUUAGCUAUAAAUUGGUCAAGUGUACGGAAUGUGAUGGACAUGAAUGCCAGUUAUGGAGGAUUUGCUGUCGCACUAAUUGAUCAACCCCUUUGGGUGAUGAAUGUUGUCCCUAUUGAUGCACAAGAUACUCUAUCCAUUAUCUUUGAUCGAGGAUUGAUUGGGAUCUAUCAUGACUGGUGCGAGUCCUUUAGCAUCUACCCUCGAACAUAUGAUCUACUGCAUUCCAGUUUUCUCUUCAAAUCUCUAAUUCAAAGAUGUGACAUUAUCGAUGUAGCUGCAGAGAUGGAUCGAAUAUUGAGACCAGGUGGAUACGUUCUGGUUCAAGACACCGUGGACAUGAUUAACAAGCUUAGGCCAAUUCUCCAAUCACUUCAUUGGUCAAUAAAUGUUUAUCAAGACCAAUUUCUUGUUGCUAAGAAGGGUUUCUGGCGUCCAACUGAUGACGAUACCAAAACGUGAAAGGCUUCACGACAUUACUCAUGGGUCCCUGAUAAUCCUUAAACACGUUGAAGAAAAACUGCAGUGAAAUUAUUCCCUUUUCCUAUAAUGGUGAGAAUUUGCAAUUGCAAUAUCUAAAUUUGUGAUAUGCUUUCCCCCUAAUCUUUUGCGUAUUAGUGUAUAUCCUACGGACAAAUCAUAUGAAGAAAUAACAAAAACACUUGUGAGAUUAAAGACAAUGAAUAGAUAGGUGAAUUCAAGUGGGUUGAGUUUGUGUGAUAAUAGAAGCUUUUCGUUUAAUUUUUAGCAA